CGGGCAUAAUCGAAUUAUUUUGAUAAUCGAAUUAUAAGUAAUCGAAUUGUACGAAUAAUCGAAUUAUCAUUCGAAUUAAAAAUCAUUCGCAAUGCGCAGGAGAAUCACUCAAUAGACAUUGACAAUUUACGCAUUCAUAGUUACGAUCACUGUUCCGGGUAAUAAGUAUCGAUAUCGAGUCGUGCUGUACAUUCGUUUAAUUUAUAAUUUAUAUCAAUCAAAAAUGAGACCGGGUCCAAAGAAAACUUCUUCAGUUUGGGAACAUUUUAAUAAAAUCAGUGAUAGAAGUGUCAAGUGUAAUAUUUGUAACAAGACUUUAAAAUUCUUUGGCAAUACUACCAAUUUAAAUCAACAUUUAAAACGUAUUCAUCCUACGCUCACGCUCUCUUCAACCAAUAAGCCAACUUCGAAUAUGAGUUUUAUUACGGGUAACGAAAACGAACGUGACACUCUUGACAGCAGAGGACAAGAUCUAAGUACAGGGACAGGGCCGUCUGCAGUAGCGGAUAAGGAAAAUACAAGACCAACAUCAGCCAGAUUGGUUGCAAAAAGUGGAGCUGCACCCCCUAAACUAUUUGGUGCCACUAGUGCAGAACUCGGUGAAAGUGAGAUCAAAAAUAUAGAUAGAGCUUUGAUAAAAAUGAUAACGAAUGAUUAUCAACCCUUGUCUAUUGUGGAAGAUAAGGGUUUCAUAGAAUAUUCAAACUUGCUUCGACCACAGUACAAGUUACCUAAUAGAAAAAAAUUGUCAAACGACAUCUUACCAAGUAUUUAUGCAGAACAAGUUGAAGAAUUAAAAUUACUUCUGAAUGACACCAGUAGUGUUUCUGUCACUACUGAUAUCUGGACGUCAGACAGCAAUAGAGGUUACAUCACGGUGACGUGCCAUUUUAUUUACAAUGAUGAAUUUCAUUCCCACGUGUUAUCAACAGAAGAAAUAAUUGGAAAUCAUUCAGGUGAACUUAUUUCAACUGUUCUUAGUGAUAUUUUCAAUAUAUGGAAUAUUUCAAAUAAAAUAAUUACCAUUGUCUCCGACAAUGGAUCAAAUAUAAAAUGUGCAAUCAACGAUUUCCUACAAAAACAUCACCAUCCCUGUGUUGCGCAUACACUAAAUUUGAGUGUCACUGAUGCAUUGAACAGUAACCCGAAUUUUCAAGGUAUUGUUAAAAAAUUUAAAACAAUAGUAGGCCAUUUCAGCCAUAGUGUUUUAGCGUGCAAUAAACUGAAGUCAGUCCAAGAGCAAAUGGGAUUUCCAGUUUUGAAGCUGAAACAAGACGUUUCCACCAGAUGGAAUUCCACCCUGAUCAUGUUAGAAAGACUAGUAAAAGUGAAGGACGCCCUUUCGAUGACCAUCAUUAGCAUUACUAAGGCACCAGAGUUCUUGGAUGCUGAUGAGUGGGCUGUUAUCGAAGAUAGCAUUUUUCUACUCAAACCUUUAGAAGUAAUGACAGCAACUCUAUUUGCAGACACAUAUCCAACGAUUUCAAUGGUUAUUCCUCUUGUAAGAGGUCUUCAGCACUCCCUCGUGAACUGGAAAUCAAAAACGGAUAUUUGUGAAACUCUGAGGAAGAAUUUGAUUGACACCAUCGCCCGUCGUCUUGGAAUUCUAGAAUGCAACAAAAUUAUCUCAAAAGCGACAUUUUUAGAUCCGAGGUUUAAGAAAUUAGCAUUCGGUAAUGAUAUUAAUGCCAACAAUGCCCAAAUAUGGGUGAGUGAAGAACUUACAAGUCUAAUUAAUGAAAAGAAUCAGGUACCAACUGGUGUAGAUGAGGUUGAAUUCCAGUCAAAACCACAGGAUCUCGACACAAACAGAAAUUGUGAUAUUUGGUCGCAUUUUGAUAACAAAGUGGCGAAAGCAAAGUCAAUUACGACACCUCUGACUAUUGUGACGUUGAUGAUACGGCAGUAUCUUGAAAUGCCUUAUUAUGAGAGGAAAAGUAAUCCAAUGGAAUUCUGGAAAACACACAAAAGUACUUUUCCAGAGUUGUACAAAUUGGCUCUUAAGUAUUUAUCCAUACCCGUUACAUCGGUCCCAUCAGAACGGGUAUUUUCCAAAACAGGACAAUUGACAAAUUUGAGAAGAAAUCGUCUACCUCCCAAACAUCUUGAUGAAAUAAUUUUUUUUAAUAGUAUAUGAAUAGCACCUUAUUAGAUUGAACUGUGAUUUUGAUGUGAUUUUAACUGUCUUAGAACGUUUUAUUUUCAUAUUGAGAAUUUAUUUUAUUUUUAUAUU
Molecule: messenger RNA, 2233 nt
Organism: Leptinotarsa decemlineata (Colorado potato beetle)
Lineage: Eukaryota; Metazoa; Arthropoda; Insecta; Coleoptera; Chrysomelidae
Product: E3 SUMO-protein ligase ZBED1-like
Molecular function (GO): DNA binding; protein dimerization activity
Source: RefSeq, a predicted model, not a curated record